UACAACACACAGCCAGGGUUGCUAUUCGCCAACAUAUUAUCUGUUUGGUCAGGUGACACGUGGGGAUAUUAUUAUAUUAAUUGGAUCUAUUACAUGAUUGAAUUAGUCGAGUCUCAAACUUCUAGACAUUGAACAACCAAGUGUGUGUCAAACUUUUAGACAUAGAACGACCAAAUGUGUGUUAAUAUUGUAUAGUUCCAGGUUUAAUAUUUGGACGGAUUACUUCUGACUUUGGGUCAUCCUUAGAAACCAGGGUUUGUUUGUUUCCAGAUAACUUUUCUAUAGUUUUUGGUGUUUUUGUUGGACUUCUAGUUUAAUAGUAUAUAAGGUUUGUCGCUGGACAUUGUGUUACUUCCAUUGAGGAUUCUUUUUUAAAAAAAACAAGCGAUCUUGAAGAAACAGUGAAUUGCUGGGACAGACUGACUUCUGAUAACUCGAUGGACAUGGUGUAUCAUGAACGUUAACGAGACGGCUCUGCCUCAAAAGAACUCAACUGUUUGACCAGAAUAUAAUUUUUGUUCCAUAUAUGUCGUCUAAAGGAAAUCAACUUUUCCAAUUUUUAAAAUGUUUCCAAACUUAAUUCUUAGAUUUGAGGUAUUUUGAUCACACUAUUUGAAUCAAGAAAGAAUAUCCUGUCAUAGUAUCAGACCCUAUCCGUGUUUAAUUAUGAUGGAACUGAUUUCUAACGCCACGUAUCAUACGGAUCCGGACAGUAACAACAACUCCUACCAUGUCGAGUUUGGUUUUCGUAAAUGGCAAAAAGGGUACACCACUAAAGCCUUUAAAGGUAUACUGAAAGGUUCGGGGGAACGCCGAGAGAGUAAAAUACUGGUGAAGGCUUUCCGCGACAAACCAGGGAGUUCCACGAGAUGUGAAAAUGAACUCAAAAAACACCUGAAAGGGCAGGAAUUAAUGCAGGCCUUCAACGAAAAGUUUCCCGAAGCGUUGAAAAUGUCCGUGACAUGGGCUACCAAGUCGUCAAUAGAAAAUGCUGCUCUUUUUCACAGCGGUCGAAGAUUGAAAGAAAACGAACACGUUAUCGUUGAAGAAGUCAUCAGGGAGAAAUUUAAAUAUUUCGUGGAUCCCCAUUUCAGACGGCUUCAAAAAACACCAAAAGAUUUACAGACUUUAAUGCAUUUUAGUUACGACUUCACCGGUGGUCAGAUGGUGCUGUCGGGGCUGAAAGGUGCCAGGACUUCUGAUGGUUUCAAGUUUACCCUCCCCACCAUCCACAGUAUGAACGGUGCUUUCGGAGAAAAGGAUGAAGGAGAACGGGGAAUUGAGAAAUGUUUCGAAAAUCACGUGUGCAAUGCUGUGUGUGCGCGUUGGUUGCGGCCAGACUCUGAUGCAGUGGUCGAGCAACGACCUAGGGCUCCGAGCGCUCCAUACGAUCCGGAAAUGUUGGACGGAUUUCCUGGACAGCCUCCACCCUAUACACCAUCCCCUGAAGUUUUCUCGGACACUAAAUUAAAUUUCAGCAAUGGGCAGAUCCCAUAUAAUGUUUGUCUGGAGCAGACGUUUCAAGAGGGCCAAUGGCGUUUCCCGCCCAUCUGCAAUAAUAACAGUGAGCAGAAGACAAUGUUCGGUCCAGUAUACUAUGGUCAGAAUUAUUUCGGACUUGAUUCAGUACAUAAUAAUCGUAAUGAUGAGGUUUUCAUGGAUUCGUAGCAACUGUUCAGUUUACCUUAAACCAUACCAGCAUCAGUUUAAAGAAACCUCUGCUUUUGGUGUGCCUGUGUUCUUCCCUGGUUAAUCUCAGCAUUUUGUCUCAUUGAUAUCUUCCAUCACUGGAAGUGGGAAGGAAAACUGUGAGUUUGUCUAACUAAAAACUAUGCGUUUAUUCCAACCAACUUGUGUUAAUAUUUUAUGAUUGUAUUGAGUAGAAUUUCAGCUUGUUGAAGAUGUUGUGCUAACACACCAUUUUAUAACUUGUGUAUAAUUAUUGCACCAUUAUACAAUAUAUCUAGUUCUAUAAUAAAUUAGGGAAAUAUAUUUUUGAGAAUUUGAUAUUUUAUUUGGCAUAAAUCAUUAAUUUUUUAAGUUUAGAAUAUUUAUUGCACUAAAGUUAUUAGUCAUAAUUAUGUUUCCCGUUCAAACGAUUCUGAUCAUAUGUUUACUUGAUUUGAAUUUUAUAUUAAAUUUUGCAAGAAUUAUGAAUAUUAAUUUAUUAAGUUUAAAAUAUUUAUUGCACAAAAGUUCUUAGUCAUUAUUAUGUCUCCCGUUCUAACGAUUUUGGUCAUGCUCUGGGGUUUUUUCGUCUUCAGGAAUUGUUUAUAUGAUUAUUCUAUAUCUAAAUGUUUAUUUUCAUAUGGAUGUCAUAUUAAAUUUUGCAAGAAUCGUGAAUAUUAAGUUUCUCGUUCUGCGUAUUGAUCAUGUUUCUCGAUAUAUUUUUCUGGUUCUAAAUAUGUUAGUCGUGUUUCUGUCUUUAUGGCCGUCUCAAAAUUUCAACAUUUGCGUCCUAACAAUUAAAUUGCAGAUAGAUCUGGAACCACUCACCUGCCCAGAUAGGUCUGGAACCACCCACCUGCCCCGAUCGAUCUGGAAUCACCCACCUACCCAGAUAAAUCUGGAACCACCCACCUGCCCAGAGUAAGAAAAUGUGGACGUAUUUCCAUCCAUGGUACAGCAUUUAAUUUAUCAUCUUCUAUCAGCAAACUCGUUCAACCCACGCCCACCAAGUUCCGUGGUUUAAUCGUGUAUACGCAAGUAUUGAAAUUUAGAGAUAGUCUCUUAAACAUACAUUAUGCAAGAGCUAAAUCUGCCUAUUGUAGAUCUUUCUUUAGGACUGAAAUGUUUUCUAAAUUAUUAAUUAGACAUUAAUUAACUUAUCAAGACCAUAAUCAACUCUCGAUGGCUUCGGAUUUCUCCGAUAUUAAAUAGAUUAGAAUAGUUCAGCCAUUUUUUGAUGUAAGCUAAAAAUGAAGGAUCGAGACUUAGCUUCGAACAACCAGUACGUUGGUUGAAAUUAUUUCACACGUCCUGUUAAACCUUCAAAGGCUAAUAUCGUCGCUCGCAAUAGAGUAAAUUGAAUGAAAUUUUCAAAUUAUUCAUUUUAGAUUAUCUAUUUUCGAACUAUUAUAGCACGAAUGGAUAGAUCUUUACCUAAAUCUUACAUUAAAUAUAUCGUCUGCAAAACGAAAGUCGUAUUAUUAAGAUAUUUCUGAUUUACCCUUAAAACAUUAUAAAUAUUUAAAAGAAAAAAAAUCUUUAUUCUGUUCUUUUAAAAUACCAACAAGAAACCAAACCCAAAGUGACUUCUAGUUAUUAUACACGCUAGUUUAUGAAGUUUGUCAAUCAGGAGAAGUCCUCAAGAUCUUAGACCUGUUUCACGAAAUUUUAACUAAGAUAAAGCUUAUAGAUAAAUUACAAAAAGUACAGAAUACUGCGGCUAGACUUGUUAGUUUUACUAAGAAAUGUGACGAUAUAACUCCUGUUUUAUAUAAUUUACACUGGUUACCUGUUAAAUAUCGAAUUGAUUUUAAGAUUUUAUUACUUACUUUUAAAUGUUUAAAUAAUUUAGCUCCUGUUUACCUCUCAGAUCUUGUAGAACUUUAUACACCUGGCCGAACAUUACGUACAUCAGAUCAACUACUUUUAAAGCCCAAAACUGUUCAACUAGUCUCUUAUGGUCAGCGCUCUUUUAGUUAUCAAGCACCUGUUUUAUGGAAUAAUCUACCAUUUAGUUUAAGAUGUUGUACAUCUCUAUAUUCUUUUAAAAAAACAACUUAAAACACAUUUAUUUAAUCAGGCUUUUAACUGACUCUGUAUACAAUCGUUAACAUGCCCAUAAUCUUGUUGUUUAUGUGUGAUUUACAUUGUCACUUUGUAAAGUGCCCCUGAACAUGUUAUAUGAAAGGGUGCACUAUAAAUAUGCUGUAAUAAUAAUAAUAAUAAUAAAGUCCAAAUUUUAGUAAUUUGAUUGGAUAAUAUUAGAUUGAUUUUAGUGCUUAGCCAAUCAAAAUUGAAGUAUCUACUAAAAUUUGGAUUUUAUCUUUAAUUAAGAUUUCGCAAAACAGGGCCCUGAUACAUGAUCAAAUCGGUUUUACAAUGAACCUAUCAGUUGCUCUCGGUUCUAUUCAGUAACUGCUGAUAGUUUAAGAGCUAUAAUUUUCUUUUAAUUUUUGGGGUAAUUCAAAUAGGAUUUAAUACACACAACGGAUUGAAAUAGAAAAUUGUCUACUCGAAUUUCUUUAAGAAACUGAUACAAAUUACGGGCUGUUUAUACCGGAUGAUAGCAAUUAAUACAAGUAUGAAUAUAGGAAAUACACAGCGGCCUUCACUGGUCAUAGUUUCAUUAUAAAAUUGUUAAAACAAAGAAAUUAAUCAAAGAUCCCAUAUUAAUAUUGCUUUAUAUACUAAUAAAUACAUCGGAACACAUUAAUUUAAUGUCGCAGUUCAGUGACCUACGCCAUGACACAUUUCUUGCCAAUAUGGAAGCCACCCUCUGAUAUAUACACAAUAGCGUCAUGCAGCACAUUGACUUAAGUAGACGGCCUUAGAGUGCGUAUGUAAAACACAGAAAAACAGACCCGUACUAAUAUAACGCCUUUCCUUUCUGCACCGUCCGGGUAUUAUUGUGGAGACGUUAUCUAAAUUACAUGUUAGUUUUUCUGUCUAA
Messenger RNA from Patella vulgata (common limpet), 4618 nucleotides. RefSeq lists its product as uncharacterized. Gene Ontology annotation, biological process: protein phosphorylation. Lineage: Eukaryota; Metazoa; Mollusca; Gastropoda; Patellidae. Bases 667 to 1668 code for a protein of 333 amino acids. The transcript has a single exon. The record is from RefSeq and is a predicted model, not a curated record. Gene Ontology annotation, molecular function: protein serine/threonine kinase activity; ATP binding.